AUGACUGAUGUCGACACUCGGGUGGAAAGGCUAAAGGGUAGAAUCAAAAGAAAACGCGAUGACGUGCAUCGAUACUUGGAAGCUGCCUUUUACCAUCAGUGCCGUAAUGUCCUCAACGCUGUAAUAAAGCAUGACGUGAAUGGUGUAUUCGCCACGAACCCCGCCGAGCUGCCGGAAUACGCAGUGCGGGUUUCUCACCCGAUGUGGUGGAAAUUAAUCUCUAAGCGGCUUGAUAAAUACGACUACGCCGACAAGAUGGAAUUUGUGCACGACAUGAGGCUCGUCGUAGAAAACUGCUACGCCUACAAUGGUAGCGCGUCCCCUGUGUCAGCACUGGGUUGUCGACUGGAGGUGGAAAUGGAGGACCUGUUCCUGACAGAGCUCGCAGUCGCACCGCCCGAUGUGCGUGAGAUUCUUAGACUCGGCAAGGGCCUAAACCACGCGCAGGCGCGGCAGCUGUGGCUUCUUAUCAACCGCUACGAGGACCAGGGACAGGGGAACGCAGCAGCGCGGCAACACAUUGCCCCGUCGCAACUGAAGUGCGCGACACAGCGCCGCGUGCUCGCGUUUCUGCGCCGUGCAGUGGGUACGAACGAACAUAAUGGCCGUGCCGAGAGAGCACCUCCUGUCCAGCAGCCGCAGCAGCAGCAGCAGCAGCGACCUCCACGUGCCGCAAAGCCUCAGGCGCCGCAGUACCCAACGCGAAGCAUUCUUGAAGCCGAUGCGGAUGUAGAGUUCAGCUCGGACCAGAAGGCUGAGCAAAAUAUUCCGCCAGAGCCGCAGCUGGAUCGAGUGCCGCAAAACCAACGGGCAGGGCUUUCGGCAUUCAAACCAGUCAGCCCUAUUCACCUUGGCGAAAGCUCAGAGGAGGAGGAGUUGGAGGAUCUAGAAGACUCUGAGACAGUGGAGAAAAUUUGA
Messenger RNA from Trypanosoma grayi, 918 nucleotides. Its product is annotated as putative DNA-binding protein. Gene Ontology annotation, molecular function: protein binding; DNA-binding transcription factor activity, RNA polymerase II-specific. Gene Ontology annotation, biological process: regulation of transcription by RNA polymerase II. The transcript has a single exon. Gene Ontology annotation, cellular component: nucleus. Lineage: Eukaryota; Euglenozoa; Kinetoplastea; Trypanosomatida; Trypanosomatidae. Bases 1 to 918 code for a protein of 305 amino acids. The record is from RefSeq and is a predicted model, not a curated record.